This is a messenger RNA of Spinacia oleracea (spinach), 1075 nucleotides long. RefSeq names its product chitinase 5. Lineage: Eukaryota; Viridiplantae; Streptophyta; Magnoliopsida; Caryophyllales; Amaranthaceae. Gene Ontology annotation, molecular function: chitinase activity; chitin binding. Gene Ontology annotation, biological process: cell wall macromolecule catabolic process; carbohydrate metabolic process; chitin catabolic process. The transcript has 2 exons. The record is from RefSeq and is a predicted model, not a curated record. Bases 79 to 906 code for a protein of 275 amino acids.
UCCCUCAGUCUCAUAUAUCCUCAUCCAACACAUCACACACUCAAAACAUACUCCAAAUAUAUAUCCACAAUAAAAAUAAUGUCUUCCUUUCGACCAAUUUUCGCCGUACUCAUGGCGAUUGCUUGUAUGUCAAACAUCUUACUAGUCGUGGCUCAAAAUUGUGGGUGUGGUGACGGUGUAUGUUGUAGCCAAUGGGGUUACUGCGGCAACACCGACCCAUACUGUGGCGAGGGAUGCCGUGAAGGUCCUUGCAGCGGCGGAAGUAGCGGCGGCGGUGGUGGUGGUAGUGGCGGUGGUGGUUCGAUCUCUGAUAUGGUGACAGAUGCGUUCUUUAAUGGGAUCAUCGACCAAGCAAGCUCUAGUUGUGCUGGUAAGAACUUCUAUAGUCGGUCUUCUUUCUUGGAUGCUCUCAAUUUCUACCCUGAGUUUGGGACUGGAGGAUCUGAUGAUGAUACUAAGCGUGAAGUUGCUGCCUUCUUUGCUCAUGUCACCCAUGAAACUGGACAUUUUUGCUAUAUAGAAGAAAUCGCAAAAUCAACAUAUUGUCAAGCAAGCACAGAGUUCCCAUGCAACCCAGACAAACAAUACUUUGGUAGAGGACCAAUUCAAAUAACAUGGAACUACAACUACGGACCAGCUGGUCAAAGCAUUGGCUUUGAUGGUUUAAAUUCACCAGAAACUGUUGCUAGUGAUCCCAUUAUCGCCUUCCGAACCGCCUUUUGGUUUUGGAUGAACAAUGUUCACUCUCGUAUUAUUUCUGGCCAAGGGUUCGCCUCCACGAUUCGAGCUAUCAACGGUGGUGAGUGUGGUGGCGGGAAUACCCCCGCCGUUAACGCUCGUGUUGGGUACUACACUGAUUAUUGUAGUCAGAUUGGUGUUUCACCUGGUGAUAACCUUUCUUGCUAGUCAUAAAAUUAAUUAACUUACUCUAUCUAUCAUCUAUGUAAUAAAAAGUAAACUCAUAUCAGUAGCUAAUGUACGUCUUGUAUUGUAUUGUAUACUACGUACUUGUUUUUUAUUUCUCCUUUCGUACGGAGUAUUUAAUAAAAGAGAUAUAGCUCUCCCUCCAUCUUAA